GCUCAGUCCCCUCCCACCUAGUCAGGCUGAGGGUUGGGCAUUGUGGGAUGAGAGCGGACUCUGGCUGAACAGCCAGCCCUGCCACAGCCAGGCAGAGAGCAGUGCACCCGAGCUGGAGGAGGAGGAGGAGAAGGAGUGGUGGGGGGAGAGAGGAAGCCAAGACCAAGGGGCAGUGCCCCCCACCCCACCCCACCCUAAGUGACACCAUGCCAGGUGCCACAGCCAAAGUGGCAGCCAGGUUGGCCCAGGGGGUCACGGCGAAAAGAGCAGCGGUGGCACUCCUGGUGGCGGCAUAUGGAGCCAAGAAGUUGUACCCAGUCCUGCGACGACAGUGGGCUUCCUCGGACCUCCAAGUGAAUGCCAACUCAGCAGGGCACCACAGUGCUGAAGAGCCAGCAUCCAAGUGGGGGGCAGCCGACGAGGUGACAGCAUCUCCACCUGGGGUCAACAGGGUGUUUUUCUUCCGCCUGCUGCGCCUCCUGAGGUUGCUGUUCCCUGGGCCACUGUGCCGUGAAACGGGGCUCCUGGCCUUGCACUCGGCCGCCCUAGCCAGCCGCACCUUCCUCUCGGUCUACGUGGCCCAGCUGGACGGGCGCUUGGCCCGCUGCAUCGUCCGCAAGAACCCGCAUGACUUUACGUGGCAGCUUCUUCAGUGGCUUCUCAUUGCCCUCCCGGCCACAUUUGUCAAUAGUGCCAUUCGAUACCUAGAAGGGCAGCUGAGCCUGGCCUUCCGUGGACGUUUAGUGGACCAUGCCUAUCGGCUCUACUUUGAGGGCCAGACCUACUACCGUGUCAGCAACAUGGACGGACGCCUGCGCAACCCGGACCAGUCUCUCACGGAAGAUCUGGUGGCCUUUGCCAACUCCGUGGCUCACCUCUACUCGAACCUGACCAAGCCGGUGCUUGAUGUGAUUGUCACUUCCUAUACCCUGCUCAGCUCGGCCAGAUCGAAAGGAGCCGACACAGCCUGGCCCUCGGUCAUUGCUGGCCUGGUGGUCUGCAUCACUGCUAAGGUGCUGCGUGCCUGUUCGCCAAAGUUUGGCCAGCUUGUGGCUGAGGAGGCACGUCGGAAAGGGGAGCUGCGCUACAUGCAUUCCCGGGUGGUCGCCAACUCGGAAGAGAUUGCUUUCUAUGGGGGCCAUAAGGUGGAGUUGUCCCUUCUUCGGCACUCGUAUCGUGAGCUGGCCUCCCAGAUCAAUGUGCUGCUCCUGGAAAGACUCUGGUAUGUCAUGCUGGAGCAGUUCCUCAUGAAGUACGUGUGGAGUGCCGCCGGGCUGGUCAUGGUAGCUGUGCCAAUCAUCACCGCCACUGGCUAUUCUGAGACAGACCCUGAGACAGUGAAGCAAGCUGCACUGGACAUGGAGGAGAAUGAGCUGGUGAGCAUGAGAACUGAAGCCUUCACCACAGCACGGAGUCUACUGAAUGCAGCAGCUGAUGCGACAGAGAGGGUCAUCUCUUCUUACAAAGAGGUGACUGAGCUGGCCGGGUACACUGCUCGCGUGCAUGAGAUGUUCCAAGUGUUUGAAGAGGUGAAAGCCUGCAACUUCCGGCGUCCUGGGGAACUUGAGGAGGGUCAGGCUCAUGCUGGGAGAGUGAUGAAGCAUGGCGUACGGGUAGAAGGGCCACUCAAGAUCCAAGGACGUGUGGUUGAUGUUGACAAUGGAAUUGUCUGUGAAAACAUCCCCAUCAUCACCCCCACUGGAGACGUGGUGGUCACCAGCCUCAAUAUUCGGGUGGACGAGGGCAUGCACCUGCUUAUCACUGGCCCCAAUGGCUGCGGGAAGAGCUCACUCUUCCGGAUCCUGGGGGGACUCUGGCCAACAUAUGAAGGCAUCCUCUACAAACCACCCCCACAUCGUAUGUUCUACAUUCCACAGAGGCCGUACAUGUCUGUGGGAACCCUGCGAGACCAGGUGAUCUACCCAGACACUGCAGAGGACAUGGCACGGAAAGGGCAGACGGACGCUAACUUGGAGCGGAUCCUGGGCAUUGUCAACUUGAACUACAUUGUGCAGCGUGAGGGAGGCUGGGAAGCUGUCAGCGACUGGAAGGAUGUGCUCUCUGGUGGCGAGAAGCAGCGCAUGGGGAUGGCCCGCAUGUUCUACCACAGGCCAAAGUACGCUCUCCUGGAUGAAUGCACCAGUGCCGUCAGCAUUGAUGUAGAAGGCAAGAUCUUUCAAGCUGCAAAGGAUGCUGGGAUAGCAUUGCUCUCGAUCACCCACCGACCUUCACUCUGGAAGUACCACACCCACCUCCUGCAGUUUGAUGGGGAGGGGGGCUGGCGUUUUGAGAAGCUGGACCCUGCAGCCCGUCUGUCCCUGCGGGAAGAGAAGCAGCGCCUGCAGCAGCAGCUGGCCGGAGUCCCCGAAAUGCAACAGCGACUCAGUGAACUUUGCCAAAUCUUGGGUGAAGAUACGGCCCCUGCGGUGGGACACAUCCAAGAGAGCCAGGCACCCUGAAGCGCCCCCUCACCAUUCCUGUCCCGGCCCACUCGGCUGAGUGCUCAAGAAGAGGGUCCCGGCUGCUUUCCUUUCCUCCUUGGAACGGCAGAAGAAGGCCAGUUGUUGCCCUGGCCGCUGAAGGAAGAGUCCCGUUUUCUCUGCUGGGGCAUCGCUUAUUUCUGGCACCUGUUUACUGUGCCCUUCGUCACCUUCUCUCACUUAGCCUGCCUUGUUCUAGGGCUGGAGGGAGGGAAUGGGUGACCCCGUCCUGACAUGUGACUGAAGUUUAUUCUUCCUCUCUCUCUCAUGCACACACACACCCCUCACACACACAGAGUGCCUGAAUAUCCCAAGAUAGCAACGCCAAAGCGUGGGUUUUGUUGCCCCACUGCCAUCCUCUGCCCUCUUCAUCUGUGGAAGUUUUGGAGUGAGAUUCCAGCAUCAGCCGCCACCUCAGAGGCCUGGGAGUUUCAGCGCGACUGGUCUCCGCCUUUCUCCACACAAAACAGCCGCACAACAUUUGAUAUGAAUCCAAGCCAUGAAUGUAGCUCUUGCACCUUUCUCCCUGGUGGCCUCCUUUUUGCCACAACUGGGCUGUAGAAGCUGGUUGCGUAGGGCAGCACCAAAACCCACUCCCCUCCAACCUUCACCCCCUGAGCUCCGCUUGAGGAAGGCCUGCCUCCUUACCUGGACACCACGUGGGUGACAUGGCAGCCAAGGGAGCAAGUUAGGAAAUCCACAUUGCUCUAGAUCAGUCAUUUUCAACAGUUUUCUCUGAAACCUUGCUGUUCCUCAGAACUUACAAAGAGCUCCCAAGUGAGAAGAUGGGUAAGUUAUGCAGGGCAAGCAGUCAAAAAACCUCACCACAACCUCUUUGACCGACCUUCCACAGCUGUUUCAGAAUGUGGGGUUGGUUCAUUCUUCUGGGGCAACAGUUUAGGUCUGCCUCAUGCCCUUACAAACUGAGAGUGUGGCCUAAGAUGCACUGCAGGGGGGUCCCAGACACAAAUUGGGUCCUCGGCAGAUGAGCCAAUAUGGAGUCCCCUGAGGUGGGAAGCCUUGAAAGCCUCUGUCCUCAGCUGUCUCGGGACCCCCUUGUGCAACUCUGUAGAACGUAAAGCCCACCCUGAGGCUUUGUCCGCGUGGCUUCUAAUACUUUCGUCCCUUAAUUUUGAGGGACUGGUCUUCCCCGUGAAGGCCAGCAGAAAGCCCCGUGGCAUUUGCUUAGGGCACUUUCUAUGGGAACUUGUUGAGACUUGAUUUCCAUACAGCUAUCCUUCAGGACUUGUUCUCCUUGAAAUAUCAGGAAUUCUCCUGGGGUCAUUUCCCCCCCGUUUUCUAAAGCAGGAGGGAGGUGGAUGUAGAGAAAGAGAUGUUUUUAUAUACAGACAACGAGGCCUCAGCCAAUGAAAGCUGCAUUACUUCAACUGCACAGCAUAUAUCCACAUUAGGAGGAGUGCUGCAAUUUGGGUCUUUCCUCUUGCCAUGUGCGUGAUGCGAUGGAGAGAGGGAGCGUGUGGCAAAGGAACUAGGAUUGGUGGUUGUCCCCUAUUUCACUUAUGCCAGUGUUAGUCUGCACAGAUGUGUCUACUCUUAAAAACUGAGCCCUCUUUUAAUUAGUCAUGAAGGUGAUUGCUCUUGUUGCUGUUGUUGUUGUUACUGUUGUUGUUAGAAGACUCACUGCCAGUUGUGUUUUCCACCUGAAAUAACAGACCAGCAAGCUAUUAAUGAUGUGUGCUCCCAUGUCCUUUAAAUGCACAUUUAGCUACAGCCA
This is a messenger RNA of Lacerta agilis (Sand lizard), 4215 nucleotides long. RefSeq names its product ATP binding cassette subfamily D member 1 (gene ABCD1). The transcript is spliced from 10 exons. Gene Ontology annotation, cellular component: peroxisomal membrane. Bases 207 to 2459 code for a protein of 750 amino acids. Gene Ontology annotation, biological process: fatty acid beta-oxidation; long-chain fatty acid import into peroxisome; peroxisome organization. The record is from RefSeq and is a predicted model, not a curated record. Gene Ontology annotation, molecular function: long-chain fatty acid transmembrane transporter activity; ATP hydrolysis activity; ABC-type transporter activity. Lineage: Eukaryota; Metazoa; Chordata; Lepidosauria; Squamata; Lacertidae.